GUUCGGUAUCUGCGUGGCGACGACCUCUGUACGUGGUUCCCAUAGAAACCAACGUGUAAACGAGGAAAGUAAGUCAUCUGUGAAGAGCUGAGGGAUUGCCUGUUGGGAGUUUCCAACACAGCUGUCAUGGAGAAACAAUUUAUUUAGCCUGUACAUGACAUAAUCAUGAAAUAGUUAAAAACAAAACAAACAAAAAAAAGGCUAGGCCUGAAUGAUGUCUGGUUAAUGUUCAUCUCAGUUAUAUGAAUCAGCACUGGUCUACAGAGAAGGAUUUUGAGAGAUGACCCACCUGCUGGGCAGACAGGACUGUGUGGACAGCCUGCGGAAGGAUGUGACUGACCUCCAGGGCACCAUCCUGGACGUGAUGUCCAGAGCGGGCCCGGCUCGGUUCCCCUCCUGGAAGUUUCCUGACAAGGUGUCCUGUGAUCUGGACCUGGUGACGCUGCUGGAGCACUAUGACUUCGUGGAGGGUGAUGAGGAGUUCAGCCAGCAUUCCCAUAUUGCGUUGUUAGAGCUGGUCGUGGACAGGCUCCUGUUGCUGCUGCAGUCCUUUACACGCUACACUGACGUCCUGCUAGCAGAAGCGAAAGGAUCCUCCCAGUCCAGGGUUAUUGGGCCCUCCAUGUCCAUAGGACUGGUAGUGAAGAGGUACUGGAACAGCCUUCUCAAAGUGGGAAACUUGUACCAGCACACGCUCAGAGAGAGAAAAUCUGCAGAUAAAGAGGCAUCUAAACUUCAAAUGAAGGCUGCCGAGCAGGAGUCUUUGAGGGACAAGGCAAAUAGCUCUACCGCCUCUUUAAUCAGAGCUAAGGACCAGACCAGCACCCCGGUACCAGAUUCCUGCGCUAGAGACUCUCGCACUGUUGGCUGCCAGACUCUGGAGUCAUCACUGGUGCCCUGCGAUGCCUGUGCCCGCUCACAGGCCAGCCUGAAGGAGGUCAGCAAUACCAUCAUCAACAUCUGCCAGAGCCAGAAUCUGCCCUCCUCCCUGUGUCGCUUCAGGGAGGCAGUGCAGGGGACACUGGGAGAGAAGCCGCUCUCCUCUACAGAUAUGGCGUACUGGGCAUCCGAGCAGAGCAAGGACUUGGCACGCAUCAAUAAACACUUCGGCGACCUCCUUAACCUGGUCAGUCCUUUGAAGGAGAGCCUGGCAGCCUCGGAGAAGAAGCAGGCUGAGCUGAAGCAAAGCGUGGAGUGCUUCAAGGGGAUCCUGCACAAGGAAAAGGGGGAGCAUCAGAUAAGGAUUCAGGAGUUUCAGAGCAGGAUGGAGGAGAUGAGCAUGAAGAAUGAAUGGGCUGUGAAAAAACUGGAGGGGGAACGAGAGGAGCUGAGGAAAGGUACCUUGUUUCUGGAGGAGAGAAACUCCAGACUGAAGGAAGAGCUAACGUCGCAGCAGGCCAGUAUCGAUGAUCUUGAGCGGAAGCAGGAGGCGCUGCUGGAGGAGAUGAGGACUCAGCUGGUGGAUAAGGGUGUAGUGCUGGUCCUGGAAGAGAGAGUCCGAGGGCUCCGCACUCAGCUGGACAGCAGCUCCGCACAGCUCUCCAGCACCAUCACAGAGCUGGACAAAGAGAAGGCCAAGUUCCACAGCAUGUGCAGGCAGCAGGAGUCCCUGCAGCUCAAGCAGAGGGCCCUGCUGCAGCGAGUGGAUGCUCUGGAUCAGGAGUGUGAGGAGCUCAAGAGCAGCCUGGGGGACCAGGAGGAGCACCUCAGCCAGCUUAGUGAAGAGAGGGCGGUGCUGCAGAGCCAGCUCGCACAGCAGCAGGUCUUGACAGAAGAGCUGCAGCAGGAGAAGCAGAGGCUGGAGCAGUCUGUGAUUGAGCUGCAGAGGAGCAUCUUCCAGCUGGAGGGACAGGUCCAGGAGCAGAAGGAAAGGGAGAAGCUGCUGGUGUCCUUCCCAGACCUCUGCGAUACAUCCCAGUGUCCACUCGAGAGUACAGGCGAUGUCGUCACAGACAUGCAGAAGCAGCUGCAGGCUAACUCUCUCCGCAUCAGUGUUCUGGAGGAGGAUAACUCCAGGCUUCGAAACAGCCUAAGCAAGCUGAGAGAGAGUACACCGCACAGGGAGUACCAGCUAAUUCCCCAGAAACAACUCUGGUCACAUUCAAGUGCCAGCCAGAAGCAAGACAAUCUGGAGAAUACAGAGCGCAGCACAAAAGACUCCAACUCAUCCAUCAUCAGUUGGGAAAAUGAAGGCACUAUAAAAAUGAGCACCUCUGCAGGAUCCCCAGCUGAACGCUGGGAGAAAAGGACUCCUGCAGCAGCAGGGGGAUACAGACUGGCCCCUACAGUGUCUUUCCCUGCACAUUCACUACUCAAGGGAGCUGCACUUCAGGGCAGGAGGAAAUAGCACACCACCACCUGAAACCAAAGUAACAGAUGGAUGUACACAGUGGCACACCUUAUAAAUGCAAAUAAAUCAAGGCAUGUAUGUGCAUAAUGAAAAGGAACCAUAGCUUAUAGCAGGGGUGUCAAACUCCUUUCCUGGAGGACUGCAUUGUCUUCUGGCUUUCAUUCCACCCAAGCUCUCAGUUACUUAAUUGGGCUAAUUAUUUGAUGAACUGAACACCUCUUUCCAGGCCUCAAAAUGUUUUAUAGGGAGUGUACCUUGAAUCAAGUACAAUUUUGAAAUAAUCAACUGUAAAAGGCCUUGGAAAAAUAUAAAAUAGGUCAAAUUGAACAAAUAAUUAAAUCAAUUAAGUUAAUUGCAAGCUUAAGUUGGAAUGAAAACCAGAAGACCCUGCAGCCCUCAAGGACUGGAAUUUGCCACCCCUGGCUCAUAGCGAUUCCUUUGGGUAUUUUCAGUGGUCUGCAGUUCCCAGUAUUUUCACUAGGUGUCACACUAAGGAUAACAUUGGCAAACCUGAUGGUACAGUAGCAUUAUGCAGCACCUGUUCCAAGAAUUCUAAGACACCUAUGGUGUCUCAGCAACUAUUUGGACUGCAUUUUAAAAUGAUCAGUGAACUAUAAUAGUCAGCAUCUUUGUUUAAAGCUGCAGUACUUACCUUGCAGAUUAUAGCUAUUGCUCUUUACCACGUUUGAGAUUUUGAAGUGCUGUUGGACACUAUAUGGGAACUGCUGAUACUGCAGACUGUGACCACUUUAGUAGGAAAUGGAUGUUCUGAAAACAUUUACACUGGAUAAAAUAUUCACACUACCUAUAUAGUGCACAUUCAUUUUGAAAACAUGAUUGUGAAAUAAGUGAAUGGAAAUCAUGUGGUCAAGGCAUGUUGACCAUGCAUUAAUUAAGUAGUGUUAAUAUGUGCUAUUUAUACUCCAAAACCAAGCAUGAAUUCAGUGAGCUACAACAUUGUUACCGGGUUGGUCAAUCAAAUUAGAAUCGUAUUGAUGUUUCCGUCAUAUUAAUUCAAUAUGAAUUAAAAAUAAAAAAGUGGUCAAUUCUUAAGCAAUCGUGUUGUGAUAAAUGGAACUUAUAGCUUUAUCCUAUUUUUAAAAGGGUGUGGCAUUGCUAGCCAGUCUAUGCCUGGGUGCAUUCAUUUCAGCUGUAACACAGUUUCAGGCAGGCUUGCAAACAGCUAUUUGAUUGGUCCCUCCCAGUAGGUUAGCCUUUUCAAUUAUUCAGUGGACUCUGCAUUACAGGGCAGGUCUGCUGACAUCAAUAAAGGCAUUAGCAGUAUAGAGAGAUGUAAUCAAUCCCCCACUUGCUGCAAGGUUUUCUGGUUGAGGAGACAGGCACAGUAUUUCAAUUCAGCAGAUGGUGAAAAUUGAAUUUCUAAGUAAUACAAAUUUAGGCUAUGCUGGGUAUAUUGAGGGACGACAUAUUAGGGUUUUCAAAAGUACAUUAUUACAGUUUGAUUCUAGUUAGUUUGUAACUAAGAUUUUAAAUGUAGGUGCCCUUUUUAGUGUCUAUUUGUGGCUAUCUUAUCCGUUGCUGUUGUGUGGCUUGUCUUGUGUGGGUACACUCAUACCCUAUUCAGACUCCCUGUGUAAUGCGUGGUCAUCACUGUUUGGAUGUUGUGGAUGAAGUGAAGCACAUGGUUUUCACAUGAUCGCUUUACAUUUAGGGAGUGGGAAUAGGAUAUCAAUCGAAUCCAGGAAUCCGCAAUUGAGGAAAAUAUCCUCAAUCGAAUUGAACGUAGAGUGCAGACAGUCAGUAAUGAGAUUUUUGUCAGGUUCGAUCAAGUAGAAAUUAUAGUGAAUUCCCUGAUAAAAUGGCCUUAAUGGACCACAGGUCCUGAAUGAGGGAGAUCUUCAAUGGUCUCGAGUUAAAAGGGAAUGGUGAGUCACAAAGAGAGAGCGAUCCUUCCUCAUUAAAAUCAGUGAGUACCUGCAACUUGCCACAGUCCAGGGUUCAGUACAUUUCCAUGCCUUUUUUAUUUUAGAAACCUAGUUCAGCAUUAGCAUAAUAAUGUCUGUAUGCAACUAAAUCUAGAUCACAGCUAACCCACUGAAAACCCGCUUGGCGUUGUCCAAUUUUUAUCACUAGAUGGUUUCUACGUGGUCUGUAAUUGCUUACAAACAGAAUUGAACAAAUGCCUGUCUCUUGAUAAUUUAAUGAUUACUUGAUAUCACUGGUUCUUAAUGCUGUAUGCUGAAAAUAUCUACAAUUAGCAUACAACAUUACCAAGAAACAGAAAGAGUUUAAGUGGCUAUCGCAAAAACAAUCAAUGAAUUGGGACAUAAACACAGAGGGACCACAGUCCCGAGUUACCCUAACAAAAAAAACACUUUUCUGUUUAUACCGUUAAUCAUUUACUCAUUAUGAUAAAUUUGAUUUAGCAAUUAUUUUAGUUUUAUGUAUUAAACAUUGCUGCGGGGAGCUCUGAAUGUGACGUCAAUGCUCCAAGCUAGCCAUUGAAAUAUGAACAAUAAAUAUCCUUUGGAGCACCCACACAUGUAGUAUAAAGGCCCAGGCUGAUUGUGUGAUGGCUAUUGUAUUCUGUUUUCAGAGUUGCUGUGAAUUAAAUUGAAUUAAAGCUGCAAGUGUAAGUACUUGAUAAGUCCCACUUAUUUGGAAAGAGAGAAGCGAAUCUCAAGUAUUGGACAGGCUGUGAUUGCACUAGAACUAACAAGUUACAUCUCCAAUACCAUAAGUGCAUGGAUAGGCUUAUAAGACGAGUUCUGUGUCUAUAGACACAGACCUUGGUGUCCCAAUGACAUUUUCUUUCUGAUAGCUAUGUAUUGAUAGAAUGUAUUCUUUAUGCUCAAAACCACCUGUAAAAAACCCUUCUAGAACUAUAAAUAGAAGAGAAGGUGAGUCAAUGCCUUGACAAGGAGGGUUUGUUUUUCGGGCUAAUAGUGAGAACAUCAUCUCCAUUACUACUCAGGAGAUCGAUAUUCCAAGACUGACGGCUGGGUUUCACCUGUCAAUAGGACUCCAUAGCAGGCAUGGGGGUUUAGCUUUGCGUUGUCAACAGGGCAAGCUACGAUUCAACAGAUAGUAUAACUAGAAAUUGUGUACUCAUCAUUCAUUUGAGCUUAGACUGUGUUUUUUACAUUUCUGACAAUGUUAGUGUGUUGGUUCAGGAGAAACUUGUUGCUCGCAGCUGCAGCAACCUUGCAGACUGAAAGCAUCCUGUAUUUUAUAAAGCACUCUGCUGUGUAUAAUAACUGAUUGAAUUUCAGUGACAUGACUAACACAGGCAGGGGUUUCAAAGGGCCUUAGAGUUUCCAUGGCAACAGGCAGAAUGAGCAGACCAGGUUUCUCAUCGAGGAGGAAAUGAUUUUCAAUCCUUCUUGUUUACAUUUGCCAGCCGCCUACAGGCCUUUAUUUGUAAAGCGCUGCAUAAAUGUUUACAGCUUGCUGUGGAAAUAACACUGGUUAAAGGGAGACCUUACACCAUUUGCAUUGUCACUGUAUUUAUCUUCUAGCCUGUAAGAAUAUGUGUGUGCUCGUGUUCCUGCUUUAUGAUUUACCAUGCUUACUGACUAUUACUAUGCUUGUUAAUAUAAAUAAAUACAUGUUUUCAAUUACUGGGUCUGGCUUCUAAGAAGAUUCUGGAAAGCUGAAUUGCUGAAGUGAGCUGGUUUGAAAAAUGACCACUAGGGGUGUGCAACUGUAAUUUCUGUCCCCGAUGUUACUGUGAUUUUGCAUUGAGAGUUUCCAUUUACAAACGAUUGUUGCCAAGCUAUUUCAUCAAACGAAAGCCCUUUUCUUAAUACCACAGAUUGCUUAGACUGCAUAAGA
Acipenser ruthenus (sterlet) is the source of this 6145-nucleotide messenger RNA. Its product is annotated as coiled-coil domain-containing protein 157-like. The coding region runs from base 281 to 2347 and encodes 688 amino acids. Lineage: Eukaryota; Metazoa; Chordata; Actinopteri; Acipenseriformes; Acipenseridae. The record is from RefSeq and is a predicted model, not a curated record. The transcript is spliced from 11 exons.